AUGAGCAGGAAGUAUUCUCACGGUGAUUCCGGAGAACUCGAAGUACGGAAAUUUAAUAAAUUUGCAAGCAACAGAACUGAGCGUAAGCAGGAGCGGAUCGUAAAGCGGUUUGGAAAUAAUUUCGCUCCAAAAGGAACUAAGCGAGACCAAAGGGUAGUAUGUUAUUCGUGUGGUAAAAGCGGGCAUAUUUCUAAGGAUCCCGGUGGUCCUGCGAAAGGGAAAAAAUGCAAUAGGUGCCAAGUUAUUGGUCAUUUCGAGAAAACAUGCCGCAAGCGACCAUCGAAGUUUACGGAGCAUGUUACGUCGAAACAAGUCCGAGAAAUAACCCACGAACCGCCCACGUUUGCAACUGAGAACGAGCCAUCCGAAAACAACAACGAGCAGAAGGUGUACUAUACUUUUCAUACUGGAAAUCUGACGAACCUUGUCGAGUGUAAAAUAGGAGGAAUCACAACCGAAAUGCUGAUUGAUUCUGGAUCUGACGCUAAUCUGAUUACCGUUGGAACUUGGGAAAUGAUGAAAUCCAGAGGUAUUACAGUCCAGAGGUGUAGAAAAGGAAGUGACAAGGUCCUGAGGGCGUAUGGUAGUGAUUCGCCGCUAGACAUAUUGGGAUCAUUCAUAGCGAUGAUCGAUUUAGCGAAGCGGUCAGUUAGUGCGGAGUUUUUCGUUGUCGAGAAAGGUCAGCGUAAUAUACUGGGUGAUGUGACAUCCAAGCAACUCGGCGUGUUGAAGAUCGGAAUUGAUGCAAAUGAGGUUCACGAGGAACCGGUGGCAGCAUCGGCACGAAUUCCGAUUCCGUUAGAGAAUGCAGUUAACAAGAAACUGGAUGAGCUUCUUGAAAGAGAUAUCAUAGAACCGAAGAAGGGCCCAGCAACAUGGGUCUCUCCGCUGGUAGUGGCUAGGAAGUCCAAUGGCGAGAUUCGGUUGUGUGUGGAUCUUCGUCGCGUAAAUCGGGCUGUAAUUAGCAAACGCCAUCCCAUGCCGGUUAUCGAGGACGUUUUGGCAAAGAUCGGUAGAGGAAACAUAUGGAGCACGUUGGAUAUCAAGGACGCGUUUUUCUCGCUAGAACUGGACGAAGAAUCUAGAAGUGUCACAACCUUCAUUUCGCAUCGAGGACUGUACCAGUUCAAACGUCUUCCUUUUGGGUUAGUUUCGGCGCCGGAGAUAUUCCAGCGCACUAUGGAUGAAAUUUUGGUUGACUGCGAGGGUACCUAUUGGUAUUUAGACGACGUCGGUGUCGAGGGAAGCACUCUUGACGAACAUGACGAACGUCUGACAAAGGUAUAA
Molecule: messenger RNA, 1287 nt
Organism: Wyeomyia smithii (pitcher-plant mosquito)
Lineage: Eukaryota; Metazoa; Arthropoda; Insecta; Diptera; Culicidae
Exons: 2
Coding region: 1-1287 (428 amino acids)
Molecular function (GO): nucleic acid binding; zinc ion binding
Source: RefSeq, a predicted model, not a curated record